Aphanomyces astaci is the source of this 360-nucleotide messenger RNA. RefSeq lists its product as hypothetical. The coding region runs from base 1 to 360 and encodes 119 amino acids. NCBI's taxonomy places the organism in Eukaryota, Oomycota, Saprolegniomycetes, Saprolegniales, Verrucalvaceae. The record is from RefSeq and is a predicted model, not a curated record. The transcript is spliced from 2 exons.
AUGGCGAUUUUCCAAGUCGAUGACCAGGCCCUCCUUUACAAGUCCGCUAUCCCUACCCAUGCGUUCCGCGACAGUGGAAAGCUCAAAUUAUACCUUACACCGUUACCUACGACUACCAACGGUGCAACGACGGAAGGUGGUCACUUGGACUCCGCGCUUCGACCCCAUCGCAAACCCCUGCAGUGUUUGGCGCACGUUGGGCACCCGCAGGUCACCAGUACUUGGUCCAAGACGGGCCAUCUGCAACAUGGAGAUCAGACGCAGAGACAAGAGCAUCCUCACCUCAAGAGCGCGCCGCAUGCGAACGCGGACUGCGAGCCGGGAGACUAUAUCUGCGGGCACCCGUCCGCUCGCAGCUAG